CCGGCCUCGACUGAAACUGUAAUCUUCCUUUGGCUACGUAAACAAUUUCGCUUUUACGAACCAAUCGCGAUAGCCCAAUGUUUGCGAAUUUAAAACUAAAAUAAACAAACUGACUUGACAAUAAUUGUCCUGUAAGUAUUUAUACUGCUUCUUAACGACACCUGCGUUUAAUUUCCGUAUCUUUCGAAGGUCAAAGGAAUACUCCACAAGCCGAAAUUAUGGUCUUUGGUUUUGCUCUGUGGUUCGGCGUUGUUUACCUCGUCUGUACUGUAUCGUCUGCUAAGGCAAAGCAGUGCAAAGGCACGGCAAAAUAUACGUUGACAUUUCAAGGUGAAUGGAACAGCACGUCACAUCCACAAGACUUUCCUCCGAAUCCACAUUUCUCAUCUCCUGUUGGCUGUAGUCACAAUGCUUCUUAUGUUAUGUGGAUACCCGGGGAAAACGCGAGCAAAGGAGUAAAAGAUGUGGCGGAAGCAGGUAGUAUCACUGCAAUAAACAAAGAAAUGGACGCCCAGAUUACAUUAAAAAGAGCCCACAAGAGGUACAGUGGUAGUUCCAUCUAUCCUGGCACUGGAAAGCGAGUCAUCACUAACAUCGAAGUCACCUCAGAUUAUCCUCUUGUGUCCUUCAUUACCAUGAUAGCCCCCUCACCUGAUUGGUUCGUUGGUGUUCACGACUUUGACCUAUGCAACACAACAUCCGGGGAAUGGCGGGACUCGAGGGAACGUUAUCUCCCGCUGUACGAUGCGGGAACUGACAGUGGGCCCAGGUUUACAAGUCCCAAUAACGAAACCAGACCUCCAGAAAGGAUUUUCAUUAUCACAAACAACACAGAAGGUUCCUUGAAAGGCGAUAAACCUCUAAAACGUUUCGGAACGUUUACCUUUGGAAAGACUUUUGAUUCCAACGAAGUGAAGCCCUCUCCGUCCAAAACCAUGCAAGCAAUUACCUCAACAAAGAGUCACCCCACAAGUAUGGGAUCUAAACAGUUCGGUUUUACCCAUGCCGUUUUUACCCUGAUACUUAUAAACUUGUUAUUGUAACUUUCUUAGACAAAUGCAUGCAUGAAGGUAUAUUUAGCAAUAUUUAGCUAGAUUUUAGACCAGAUUUUAGACCCUGAAUCCCCUGAUACAUGUUCACGUGUUAUUUUAACUUUUAUUAGACAAAUGCAUGCAUAACUAGCAUAAGGUAUAUUUAGCUAGACUUUAGACCAGAUUUUAGACGCUGAUACUUGUUAACUUGUUAUUGUAACUUUCAUAGACAAAUGCAUGCAUAUACAUCAACGUAUAAUUAGCUAGAUUUUAAACCAGAUUUGGUUUCGAAACCAAGUGUGUUUGGAAUAGUUAAGCUCAUUUAAUUUGAUUGAACGAUACGCCAUGUUGAUUGAGACUUUUAAUAUCCAACUGAUAACGACUAGGGACAGUCGAAAAGCGUUUUGAAAGUUUGACUAGCGACGAUUAUUUGGAAUAUUAUAGUCUCAUGCCAACUUACUAUCAAUA
Molecule: messenger RNA, 1499 nt
Organism: Dendronephthya gigantea
Lineage: Eukaryota; Metazoa; Cnidaria; Anthozoa; Malacalcyonacea; Nephtheidae
Product: spondin-2-like
Exons: 2
Coding region: 219-1043 (274 amino acids)
Biological process (GO): cell adhesion
Cellular component (GO): extracellular matrix
Source: RefSeq, a predicted model, not a curated record